AUGCGACUUCCGUCUCCCAAACUCUUGAAACGGUUCAGUAAGAAAGUGAAGGACGAGCGGGAGCGGUGGCUUAUCGGAGUUUGGUUCGAUCAUUGCCACGUGAUCAACGCCCUCGUUCCUCCUCCACCAUCACCUUCACCGCCGUCCAAGACCAGCGCCUUCGACAUUGCUGCUGGCAUCGAGCCCCCCCGCCGUCUCACACUUCCUGUACCAUUGAGACCCUGGUCCAGCAGCGCGUCAAUCGACAGCUACAGCUUAGCUUCGCCCUCGAACUCGCAGUGGUUUCCUACCGACACCGACACCGAAAUCUACCUCUCAGCCGACUCUGCACGCGAAAUGGAAGCCCCAAUGGACGCGGAAAUGCCUACUAGCCCCCCUAGAGUCUAUGUCGAACCGCCGGUACCAGAUCCCUUCCUUGUUGACGACCCAGAGGAUCCUAUGUCUGAAGAGGAAAACGAAGCUAGCUCUGCUUCAGAAUCAUCCCAGGUCUUUACCACCAUGCGAUCAGAAGAAACACUCGUCAAAUCCCCUCACUCGGAACCAGACAAACACCUACCGCCGCCGCCGCCUCAACCGGAAGAAGUCGAAGAUCAGGAAGAAGCCCCUACAAUAAGUUUACCUGCGCUGAUACUCCCUACAAUGUUCCUUCCUAUCCCUAAUACUAGUCCGUUGACUACCCUCCUCAACAAAUACAUUCCUCCGGGGGAGAGGCCAGUGCGUGACUUGACCGGUGAGUGGCAGCGCAGUGACUUCCAUACGUUGGUCAUGACGAACAGCUGGCGAGCCUUGGCUCGAAUGGCCCGAGACCGUAUGGUCAAUACUGAUCCGGAAGAGAUAGCCCUCAUCCUAUCACUCUGGUACAUCCGCCUCGCUAGUCUCGCCCGAUUGCGCUUGUUCAAUCAAACGUCCGCGGAGUGCACUAAUUUAUUCUCGGUUCUCAAUGCGAUCGAGCCGCCCUCAAUACGCAAGUAUGUCUUUGAGCGCAUUCUACCAUUCGAGCUGGAGGUCAUGCAAGCUCGCUUGAAAUACUGGACUGGCGACCAUAUGGCUUACCUCGACGCUCUGAAUGUGCUCCUCCAAAAAUGUCGCAUCAGUGCUAAGGGCGCUAAGGACGAAGUUACCGUGUCGAUGUGGAAGGAACGUGGCGCUCGUAUGUGCCUUAUCAUCGCUUCGCAGUUGGUUGAGAUGAAGGACUUUGCGGCGGCUACAAAGCUGCUGGAGCCAUUAUGUCUUCAAGAGGAUUCCAACACGUCUAGUCCUGCGCUGAGGUCAUCAAUUGCACGAAUCUAUCUCCAAGCGGGGUACGUCCAAAUGGCUGCGAAGCAUUUUGACAUGGUGGAAAAGGACCCGACGGCCGAGUCAGCGCUGAAGGAUAUGAACAAGGCUCUUCUUGCAUCGGCCAACGGCGAAUGGGAGGCUGCGUCGAACGCUCUGAAGAAAGCUCUGUCGGGAGAUAAAGAGAAUUUUGCCGCGGUGAACAAUUUAGCUGUAGCUCUGCUAAGCCAAGGCAAGCUCAAGGAGGGCAUUGAUGUGCUUGAGACCGCUAUGAAGGCUUCGCCGUCAGCCGUAGUUGUUGCCGAACCUUUCCUUUUCAACUUAUCGACCCUCUAUGAACUUCGUUCCGGUAACGCCUUAGACAAGAAGCGGGAGCUCCUCCUCGAGGUCGCGAAAUGGAGUGGCGAUGGACUCAAGACGGCAUGCUUGAAGAUGCCAACAAGCUAG
This is a messenger RNA of Pleurotus ostreatus (oyster mushroom), 1722 nucleotides long. RefSeq lists its product as uncharacterized. The transcript is spliced from 6 exons. NCBI's taxonomy places the organism in Eukaryota, Fungi, Basidiomycota, Agaricomycetes, Agaricales, Pleurotaceae. Gene Ontology annotation, molecular function: protein binding. The record is from RefSeq and is a predicted model, not a curated record. Gene Ontology annotation, cellular component: Golgi apparatus; TRAPP complex. Bases 1 to 1722 code for a protein of 573 amino acids.